AUGCUGGCCUCAGUGAUCACAACACUCGCCUUUUCUGUGCUCACCUCUGCCGUUCCCAGCAUCCACUCACACGCACAUCUGAAGCCAAGAGAUGUAUCCCCGAACGAUUCGAUUACAUACUGCUCACCGAUAGACAAAGGCGAUGAGGAGCAGUACUACAUACCAUGCACGAAAACGAGCGAUCCAAUCUCCGAAGUCACAUUUGAGAUGCCUUCGCUCGUGAACAGCACGUUCAACAACGGUCAUUACUCAGCCCAUUUUGAGUGUUAUGUCGAGACGCCUAUUGGCGAUUCUGCUUCCUCUCACCUUCACAACCUCUUCCAACAACGCUCUUCGAGGAAAACCCGAUAUCUUGAUAACGCAGUCAUCAUGUCGGACGGAGAAGAGACCCAAUCGCAAGUCGCUGCGGCCGACGAGGUCGAAAUCAGCGCUGAUGCCUCGACCGGCAAGGGCCAGAUGUCGGUCCUCGAUGCUCUGAAGGGUGUCCUUAAGAUCGCCCUCAUUCACGACGGUCUCGCUCGUGGCCUGCGUGAGGCCAGCAAGGCACUCGACCGACGACAGGCACACAUGUGCGUGCUGAAUGAGGCGUGCGAGGAGGAGGCCUACAAGAAGCUCGUUGUGGCAUUGUGCUCAGAGCACAAAAUUCCCCUGAUCAAGGUGCCAGAUGGCAAGCAGCUGGGUGAAUGGGCUGGCUUGUGCCAAAUCGACCGUGAUGGCAAUGCCCGCAAGGUUGUCAACUGCUCAUGUGUCGUUGUCCGUGACUGGGGUGAAGAAUCGCAGGAGCGCUCCAUCCUACUCAACUACUUCCAGACCGAGCAGUAAACGUACGGUCUGUUUCUCGACGCAUGUAGCAUGGGGUUACACGUAUGGAAACGGAUUUGGGACGGGGCCGUAACUAUCGGUUAGCUGGAGCGGGCACGAGCAUCUGAUACCAUCCGGUAGAUAAGAAAAAAUCUGCAUCAUGGGAACAUCGACUGGAGUUCUGUUGCUUUAACCGCACAUCGUUGACUUGCUAUUGUUGUUUUCUCAUGAUCUUCGCUGUGAUGUUCUGAUGCACUCGAAUUCGACACCUGCAUCUUGAAAUACUUGAAUAAUCGUCCCUGAACCAAAUUUGUUCCUAAAUUAUCCUUAGCAGAAGCUCUGUGGAAGGUUUCUAUCGCAAAAAUAAGUGUCUUCUUUUGGCUCGAAAGCAUA
Messenger RNA from Verruconis gallopava, 1194 nucleotides. RefSeq names its product 40S ribosomal protein S12. The transcript has 4 exons. The record is from RefSeq and is a predicted model, not a curated record. Gene Ontology annotation, cellular component: cytosolic small ribosomal subunit; ribosome. Gene Ontology annotation, biological process: translation. Bases 1 to 822 code for a protein of 273 amino acids. NCBI's taxonomy places the organism in Eukaryota, Fungi, Ascomycota, Dothideomycetes, Venturiales, Sympoventuriaceae. Gene Ontology annotation, molecular function: structural constituent of ribosome.